CGGAGGGGGCGGGGCGCGUUGCGUAGGGGUGGGCCCUGCUCCUCCCGGUCCGGCGCCUAGGCCUACGGUCUGAGCUCCUCCCCGGCCGGGUGUCUCUCUCCCCUCCCUUUGGCGGUUCCUCCCUCCUCCGGCAGCCAGGCAGCAUGGCGGCGGUGGAGACGCGGGUGUGCGAGACGGACGGCUGCAGCAGCGAGGCCAAGCUCCAGUGCCCCACCUGCAUCAAGCUGGGCAUCCAGGGCUCGUACUUCUGCUCGCAGGAAUGCUUUAAAGGAAGCUGGGCCACUCACAAGUUACUACAUAAGAAAGCAAAAGAUGAAAAGGCAAAGCGAGAAGUAUGUUCCUGGACUGUAGAAGGUGACAUUAACACUGAUCCAUGGGCAGGCUAUCGAUACACUGGUAAACUCAGACCACACUAUCCACUGAUGCCAACACGGCCAGUGCCCAGUUAUAUCCAGAGGCCGGACUAUGCUGAUCAUCCCUUAGGAAUGUCUGAGUCUGAACAGGCUCUUAAAGGCACUUCUCAGAUUAAACUACUCUCCUCUGAAGAUAUAGAAGGGAUGCGGCUUGUGUGUAGGCUUGCCAGAGAAGUUUUGGACAUUGCUGCGGGUAUGAUCAAAGCGGGAGUAACUACUGAAGAAAUCGACCACGCUGUACACUUAGCAUGCAUUGCAAGAAAUUGCUAUCCUUCUCCCCUGAAUUACUAUAACUUCCCAAAGUCUUGUUGUACCUCAGUGAAUGAAGUCAUCUGCCAUGGGAUUCCAGACAGGCGGCCUUUGCAAGAAGGUGAUAUUGUUAAUGUGGACAUCACUCUUUAUCGAAAUGGCUAUCAUGGGGAUCUAAAUGAGACCUUUUUUGUUGGAGAUGUGGAUGAAGGAGCACGGAAACUUGUUCAGACUACGUAUGAGUGCCUGAUGCAAGCCAUCGAUGCAGUGAAGCCUGGUGUUCGAUACAGAGAACUGGGAAACAUCAUUCAGAAACACGCCCAAGCAAAUGGAUUCUCAGUUGUUCGAAGCUAUUGUGGACAUGGGAUCCACAAACUUUUCCAUACAGCUCCCAAUGUACCACACUAUGCCAAAAAUAAAGCAGUUGGCGUAAUGAAGUCGGGUCAUGUGUUUACAAUUGAGCCAAUGAUUUGUGAAGGUGGAUGGCAGGAUGAGACCUGGCCAGAUGGCUGGACCGCAGUCACGAGGGAUGGGAAGCGAUCUGCUCAGUUUGAGCACACCCUGCUGGUCACGGACACUGGCUGUGAAAUUCUCACCCGGAGACUCGAUAGCUCUCGGCCUCAUUUCAUGUCCCAGUUUUAAUUUCUCUCAAGAUGCCUAACAUACGAACACCAUCUCGUACUGUGCAUUUUAUUGAAAGUAUGGAAAUGAAGUUUUUUUUUUAAAUCACUCAUUUUGUUUUGACUGUGGAUAAGAAUGGACUACAGCAUUUGGUGUGUGUCCUCAAGAGCUUUUUGGGUCUGAAAGCUGAGAAGAAUAAAGGAAACAUUGCUUAAUUCCUUCCGUCCCUGGCCUCCCCCCCUCGGUUUUCUGUACUGUGUUUUCUUCUUUGCCCCUUGAGCACUUUGACCUAAAUCUGCUUUUCAUUGCUUUAUCACUGCCACAGACCAGCCACCAAGGGCCAGCUGCUUUCCAAGAGGAAGGUGAAGAUGAGAAAUCUUGAAACUUUAGCAACAUGUUGCUCCAGAUUUUUAUUAUAUAUUGAUAUAAAUGGAAAUAUAUAUGCAUACAUUUUAAAUUCCAUAUGUGAUUACUGAACACUAUAUGACCUUUGGUCUGGGUUGAUUCUGCUUUGACAGGAUAUCUGCUCUCAUAAACGGAUCCCUAACUCAUUAGUGAGUAAUUCCUAGUUGGAACCUGGUCUCCUCUCGCCCCCAUGCUGUUUAUUUAUCUUGUAUAUCUGCAGGGAAGCCCUCAGUGUGGACUGUGUCAGUGAAUGAGUGGUAAGAUUCACUUGAGAAGUUAUCAGACUUCAAGGUCUGGUGUAUGGUAACAAUAGCUGUACUGCAGGCAGUGGCCGGCAGCUGUGGGGUAGUUUACAGUGCACUGCUUCUUCAGACCUCUGUUUGGGCAGAUGUGAGGGAAGAUGCUCCCUGUCUUCAGGACCUUCCGAUGUAAGGGUACACCUCCGGAGCACUCAGAGAAGAGGCAGUUGUCCUGUGGCAGGUGACGGGGUAGAGUUCCAAAAUGUCCCCAGGUGUGGACAUUGUCAUGGGUGGCUGUGAGUUUACCAUUAGUGAACUUGGCCGAAUGAGAAAGGAACUUGUUGCAGUACUGUAAACACUCAGUAUGCAUGUCUUGUUGAGAGUCUCAUCAGAAAUGACCGCGGUGCCGGAAUCUGUGCUCCUCAAUGGUGGUUCAGACACGAGUGGACGCAGUGGAGACACACCCGAUGAUACAGUUGUCAUGAGAGUGUCCUUGAUCGCUGGGUGUCUCAUGACUUUAGUAUAAUUUGAUACCACUGACACAUACUUCAAGACAUCUUUCCCAGAGUGCCUCAGACCUUAUUGCUUUAAGAGAAUGAUGAUAAUGUUUUCAUGACUUUAUUUUAAUGAUUUAGUAAAGUGAUUGAAUCUGGUAUAGACUUCUGGGUGUGUGUGCGUUUAAAGUUUUUAUCAAACUGUAAUAUUUGUGAAUGGAAUGCCUUGUAAUAUGAAUGUUAAUAUAAUAUGUAAAGGGAGAUUAAACGUUUGAAUGAUUAUCCCA
Mastomys coucha (southern multimammate mouse) is the source of this 2708-nucleotide messenger RNA. It is a transcript of the gene Metap1, whose product is annotated as methionyl aminopeptidase 1. The coding region runs from base 144 to 1304 and encodes 386 amino acids. Gene Ontology annotation, molecular function: metalloaminopeptidase activity. The record is from RefSeq and is a predicted model, not a curated record. NCBI's taxonomy places the organism in Eukaryota, Metazoa, Chordata, Mammalia, Rodentia, Muridae. Gene Ontology annotation, biological process: proteolysis. The transcript is spliced from 11 exons.